Molecule: messenger RNA, 1578 nt
Organism: Rhopilema esculentum
Lineage: Eukaryota; Metazoa; Cnidaria; Scyphozoa; Rhizostomeae; Rhizostomatidae
Product: chromobox protein homolog 3
Cellular component (GO): nucleus
Source: RefSeq, a predicted model, not a curated record
GCUUGCGCACUAAUGAAAAUUUUACCGCCAUUUUCCGGCCAAUCUGCGAACCUGUGAAAAGUACAUUGACAGUCAGGUCGUGUCAGGAACAGAAUCAAAGGCUAAGGUACCAUAACUUAAUCGAAGGGUACGUGCAUUAGUGCCUUAAUUUUGGAUGAAUCUGUUAUCUAUGAUGGGCAAGUCUAAUCGGAAGAGAACCAAGAAAAUAGUGGCAGAGGAAGAGGAAGACGAGUACCAAGUUGAAAAGAUAAUUGACAAAAGGGUUAGUAAUGGUGUUGUCGAAUAUUUUUUAAAGUGGAGAGGAUUCUCAGAACUUGAAAAUACGUGGGAACCAGAAGCAAAUCUAAAUUGUACAGAACUUUUACAUGAGUUUAAUGCAAACCUUGCGAAGGCUGAUGGCCCAAGCAGUUCUAGCAUUACUGAAGAAAAAGAGCCAGUACCAGAUAGUAAAGGAACUGAAGAGCAACAAGAGGAAAAGUCUGUAAAGGAGAGCACAGAUAAACCAGAUACAAAACUAGAAUCUUCACAAUCAGAAAAGAAAGACAAAAAGGAGAAAAAGCCUGUAGAUAAAGAACAAAAAUCUGUAAAACGAAAAGCAGAAAAAGCAGAGUCAAGUGGAAGGAAAGAAAAAAGGAACAAACUUGUUUUAAACGGGUUUGAUAAAGGAUACAAGGCACAGAGCAUUCUUGGUGCCACUGAUUCUGCUGGUGGGGAACUCCACUUUCUGAUAUCCUGGGCUAAUUCAAGUGAUGCAGAACUUAUACCUUCCAAAAUUGCAAAUGUCAAAAUACCACAAAUGGUUAUCAAGUUCUAUGAAGAUCGGCUAAUUUGGACUAAUGCAGCUAAUUCUGAGAACGCAGCUGGGUCAUCAAAAUCUCCUACAGCAGCUCUUGAAAGACCUGACGAAAGUGAACCGCCCCAAAGUACUUCCAAUGGAGAUGCAAACAUGGAAGGGCAGGGCAAACAAGGGGGAGCUGAUGCUACUAUUGAAACGGCUUAAAUAUGAAGAGCUUUGUGUAAAACGACAUUCAUUUAUUUCAAGAAGUCACGUGGACUUGGUGUACAAAGAUAACAUGUAGUAAUUUUUGCAUAUUUGUAUCAUUGAUUCAUCUUUGUUCGAUAAGACCUGUUUAACAGUAUACAUUUAGAAGAGGCCGUUGCAUGGUUUUCCUUUCUGUUCAACACAUAUUGUUUCCUAUUUAAGUGCUUGUGUGGUUUACUUUUAUAAAACCAAGCUUUUUUCAAAUAUUUUUCAGCAGUGGCCAAUUUUUGGUAGAUAUCAGCAACAAAGCUAAAUUCUAUCCAAGUUACGAAAGCUUUGUUCGUAUUCACGUUAACGUAAGAUUAGCCGGUUUCAUAAAUAUAGUGAAAGUUUUUAACCGCAUUCGCGUGAUUUCCUGCAACUCAGAAUCAGGCGAUAUUCUGCAAGAUGCUCGAUGUUUGGUACUGGCCAAAUUUGUUGAACAUAAACGUUUUUAAUAAUAAUUCCGUAAAGUCACUGUACAAGGAUUAGCAAUUUAUUGACUUAUUAGUUUGAUUUUAUUUCAUUUUACUGUGAUAAAAAGUAGAGUAACUUCA